Molecule: messenger RNA, 2848 nt
Organism: Cladophialophora immunda
Lineage: Eukaryota; Fungi; Ascomycota; Eurotiomycetes; Chaetothyriales; Herpotrichiellaceae
Exons: 3
Coding region: 275-2311 (678 amino acids)
Biological process (GO): mitotic cell cycle phase transition; regulation of cyclin-dependent protein serine/threonine kinase activity
Cellular component (GO): nucleus; cytoplasm; centrosome
Molecular function (GO): cyclin-dependent protein serine/threonine kinase regulator activity
Source: RefSeq, a predicted model, not a curated record
AAUAAUAAUAAUGUCGUUUUGUUUGUUGCCAGGACCAACCCAUAUGCUGUGCUCCUUUCCACAGCCAUAGCUUCUGCAUCGAUACUCCUGCCCUGGCCUUGACCGUCCUCUCCCUCCCACGACGCUGUUCCUUCCCUACUUCCCCCUUCGACUGAAUGUACCCGACUGCGUCGCGCUCUGCAAAUUCUAGGGGCGUCAAGAGCCAAUCGACCCUACAAGUUCGAGAAGCUUGAGAUCGUUCUCCAUUCCAUUCCAGGCAUUCGGGCUAUUCACUAUGGACGUGAAGCCACAACGUCCACUGCGGCCAUUACGCGUCAGAAACGACGAAAAUGUCCCUCCCGAAGGUCAGGUCACCAAAACAAUCCAUCAUCGGAAUAAAUCGAGUCCAGCACUCACGACUACUUUCGCCGAAGCCCAAGGGCUCAAGGCUGCCGCGAAGCGAACUGCAUUUGGAGAUGUGAGCAAUAUCGUUGCAGGCAGACCGAGCAAAGAUGAUUCAAUACUGCACACCAAACCGAGUCUACAAGCUGUCGUGAAACCUAGCCAGUCCCUCGAGCAAAGACGAUCUAUUGCGCUGCUCCGUCCCGCCCAAAAAGGAUUGAAAACCAUUCUUGCUGGAGCGGCUGCCUAUGGCACAUCCAAGGCCUCUUCAAAUGCUACAUCCACAGAGACUGUGGUUGCACUACAACCUGCCGCAACGAAAAAGACAUUGACUAAGCGCCACACCACAAUCUUUAAAGAUACCCGUCUUGCAGUGCUUCAAGAGACGGAAAUAACUCUGAGCGAUUCCGCGGAUGAGAAUAGGCCAGAGACAGAGAAGCGCCCGAGCUCAGCGAAUGCUGGAAUAGAGUCUCAGCUUUGCCUUCUUCCUCCACCUGUACCUGUUGCUGUUCCUGCUGAACCGGUGAAAGAUAUCCAAGAUCUCUAUUCAGACACUAGCUUGCCUGGCAUCGAAGGUGUAAACUUGGGUCCUGCACUCUCGAGCGAAUCAAAUAGCGAAACACAGGUGAAUGAUGGAAGUAGCACUGUCUCAAGCCACGUUGCUCAGCAGCUUUCACAACAGCCGUCGGAUCGACCUCUCCCCAAACAUCCUAUACCUGCCAUGGAACCCCACAUUGCCGCCGUUCGAAAAGAGACGCAACAGAUUCCGGUGGCGAGCCUCGUGAAUCCCGUCGAUAGCGUCCCUCCUCUGAGCCCCCACCAUUCAUAUAUCCAGCAACGGCUCGAGCAAGAAGAAUAUUGGGAUGAAGAGGAUGACGAGAACUACGAAGAGGAAGAUUAUGUCACCGCCAGGUCGUUCCGAUCACGGGGGGACAAUACAACCGGCGGCGCUACGACGGUUCUGUUUCCGCAGAUGAACCAACGUGCCCGCAAGGAAAUUGCUGCAGCAAAGCAGCUGGUCGAAGCCACUCGUUCCCCCGAGGAGGUGGAAGAUGAAAGCUACGACACGAGCAUGGUUGCUGAGUAUGGAGAAGAGAUCUUUGAUUACAUGAGGCAACUCGAGGUGAAGAUGCUUCCGAACGCCCACUAUAUGGACAACCAGCAUGAAAUUCAAUGGUCCAUGCGCUCAGUCUUGAUGGAUUGGCUUGUCCAGGUCCACCUCCGGUUCAAUCUACUACCAGAGACGCUCUUUCUUACUGUCAACUACAUUGACCGUUUCCUGUCAUGUAAGGUCGUUUCUCUCGGCAAACUGCAGCUUGUGGGCGCGACGGCCAUCUUCAUCGCUGCAAAAUAUGAAGAGAUCAAUUGCCCCUCCGUCCAGGAAAUUGUGUACAUGGUCGACGGAGGUUACAGUGUUGAUGAGAUCCUCAAAGCCGAGCGGUUUAUGCUCACCAUGCUUCAAUUCGAACUUGGCUUCCCCGGGCCCAUGAGCUUCUUGCGCCGAAUAAGCAAAGCUGAUGAUUAUGACCUGGAGACGAGGACCCUGGCGAAAUAUUUCCUUGAAGUGACCAUGAUGGAUGAACGUUUCAUCGGAAGCCCGCCGAGUUUUACCGCGGCGGCAUCGCAUUGUCUCGCACGCAUCAUGCUUCGGAAAGGCACAUGGACCGCCCAUCAUGUCUACUAUUCCGGGUACACGUACAGCCAACUCAAACCACUGAUCAACUUACUGCUGGAAUGUUGUGAGGAUCCGCGGAAGCACCACAACGCAGUCUUCAAUAAAUAUUGCGACAAGCGCUACAAGAGAGCUUCGGCUUUCGUUGAGACCGAAAUCCAGAGAGGGUUCGAAUUGCCAGACCCCGUCGCACCAACAUCUUUUCUUCAGUCGACGAUGCUUUCAUUCUAUGAUAGCGUCCCUUAUCUUCGCAUGUGAAGAGAUCAUCAUUCAAACAACUCAUAAUUUAAACUACCCUACCUCAGAGGCAAGCACUUGUCUAUCACAGGUGGCAGUUUUUCGACAUCUUCAAGCUGAGAGACACGCGCAUUGCAAACUCUCAGCCGCGGGAGCCUCGCGCCAUCCAAUCGAAAGCAGAUUAACGAUUGGUUGUCGGUAUUCAUUUCUCCCAGGCUUAGGGCUUCUCAAUAUUCGAUGGGAAUCAUUGACGAGGAAACACGAAUUUAUGACAAAGCAAUUGGCGUCCACCGCAGAGCGACCGGGAGAACAAGGAUGCUGAGGAGAGCCAUCUCUCGGUCUCCUGUAGGAAUAUUGGAAUGAAUUAUGGGCAUCGUCGUCGUCGAAGCUUGUGAACGGCUUUGGAGAGCGACGUGGCGGAGAUCACACUGUUAGAGAUAGCAACGGGUUGCUGGGCGUGAUAGAGUCGGAUCGGUAAUCAUCAGGCAACAAAUUCGUGCUCUCAGGCAGAUAAUGCAGACACUACCUUGAGGGAAUGCAAUCACAACAAGUUUCUUC